Molecule: messenger RNA, 3133 nt
Organism: Linum trigynum
Lineage: Eukaryota; Viridiplantae; Streptophyta; Magnoliopsida; Malpighiales; Linaceae
Source: the annotation of a GenBank genome assembly
GCACAGUUAACUGUUCGCAUGUCACGCUCCUAUUGGAUAGUUACUAAACUAUAUCAAUAUCGUUCAAUUCUAUAGCAUCAUACACAAAUAACUCGUGUACUACCAUAGUUCACGGAACACGUUUCUUAUUCUACUGAGUCACUAAACCAUACAAAUAUUUAAUUUAAUAUUAUCAUAAUCAUAACAACUAAAUAUUAUAACACACAAACUAAAUUAUUUUAAAAAUCCCUUUCUAGUGAAUAGGCUGGACUCAAAACUAGCAGUUGUACACUCAAAUUCAGUAAAAACUAGAAAGCAAAAGUGUAACACCUUAGCCAAAUUCCACAUCGACAAAGCACGGGAGAGAUAUAUGGUUCAUAAAUAGGAAACCGGUAUUAACUGACAAGACUGGUUUUGGGGUGAAAUGGAGAAGUUCUUGUGAGAACUCCGAAGUUAAACGUGCUUAGUUUGGAGUACAACAAUGAUGAGUGACCUUAUAGAAAGUCACUCUGAAUUGCACCCAAAUUCAAAAACCGUGAGAGAUGAGGUCCAAAAUGGACAAUAUCUUUCUCGGGAAAAAGUUCGUGAUGUUAAAAAAGCUUUAAAAAAAAGUUGCAUAACCCAAAACAGAGCGUUCUUAUGGGCCCAUAGAAAAACUCUGCUGCAGUUUAAAGGGAAGUUCAACUAGGCCCAAAAUCAGAGCUUACCGUCGGUUCCAAAAAGGUGAAAGCGACAACCGAGUAGUCAGGCCAUUUCCAUCGGCGGAUUAGUUCUCUUACCUCGUAAUUCUCCACCGGAGACGAAGUUAUUCCGGCACUCUGUUUUAGAUUUUCAAUCGGUAAGCAUUGCCCCUCGACCCGAAUCCCUCUCUUCCUCCAUCUCCUCCCUCGUAUCGCUUCUGCUCUUCUUUCAUUUUAUGACUCUGUUCUCGAUAUAGUUUUCAGGAGUAGUAGGAAGAAGAAGAGGAAAGAAUGGCGAAGUCUUGCAAGGGCCUCGCUACCGAGCUCGUCAAGUGUCUAAGCGAAUCAGACUGUGUUAAAGUUGAGAAUCGUUCCAUCAGGGAUUGUGCCGGAGAGAAGAGUCCCUCCGUUUCCAGUGAGUGCGUCGGACUUCGGGAAACCUAUUUCAACUGCAAGCGAGGCCAGGUUGACAUGAGAGCUAGGAUUCGAGGAAACAAGGGCUAUUAGGCGAACCAGGAGCGAGCUGAGUAAUUUCUGGUCCUGCAUGCGAUCUACUCCUUGGCCGCGCACAGAUGAUCACAGUAUGACUCAUUCUGUUUUAGUUUUUUCCACCUUCUCAAAAUGGAGACUUGAAUGCAUGAAUGAAUGACCUUCCACUGUAGUCAUGCUAGGAAGCGUCAGGGUUUUGAUUAUUCUGGAACACACAGUACUAGAUCGAUUUGUUUUUCCCUUGUCGGGUCGGCCUUUGCACGGUCGAAGCAGAAUUUUCAGAGUGGCCGUGAGAUUUGACGAACUUUUUGAAGUGCCGUAGAUUGUAAGAUAAACAGGCAUGUAAAUUACAUGUUAAAUUAAAUCUAUAGAUUAUCGGACGCGUAAUUGAUGUUUUCUGAUGGCGUCGGCGGCACUAAGCAAUAAAACAUACUGGAUAGUUACAUACUUGCGUCUCAAGGCUCGAAAGACUGAUAAUGCGGGUCCGGGAGGAGCAUUAAUUUCAUUACAUUACACGGUUUAUGUAGCCAAACCACCGACUGCUAUGAUUGAUACAAGAUUGUCAUGUCGGGUUCUUCAUUGUCAUAGUUACGCUAAUCGUGAUUCGCUCACAUAUUCACUCUAGUUUGAUGAGAUCAAACGGUAGUCUUUUUUUUUUUUUUUUUUUGGUAAAUAUCAAACGGUGUCUUUUAGUAAGGGCUUGAUUGGAUUUCGAAAUAGCGGCCCCUCCAACUAUGUGGAAAUAACUUUGUCUUGUUAUUUUUUUUUAUUGUUAAUCCAAGAUAACCCCUAUGACCCUUUUCUUUUGUUCAUUGUUCCCAUCUGUCUAUCAACCUCUCAACCUCCAUUCCACCAAAAACAAACGACAAUGACGACGAUUCAUUCCUUGCUAACAAAAGACCACGAUUUUUAAAGAGGACGGUGAUGACUUAUGUGAAUGUUUUUUUCUCAGGUAGAUUUAUUACAUAUAACAUCAUGGUAUCCUUUAAAUGUUUUUUUAAGUUGAAGAAGAAGAAUAAUAAGGGAGGAACUGGUUUACUUGCUUUUAAGAUUGAUAUGGAUAAGACUAAUGAUCGAGUAGAAUGACAUUUUAUGGAAGCUAUAAUGGGUCGGAAGGGAUUUGUGGGGAGGCGGGUUCAACCGAUCAUGAUGUGUGCUCGCACAGUUUCCUACUUAGUCCUAGUGAAUGACCACCAAUCCACGAGAUUUAUUCAGAGUUGUGGCAUACGAAAAGGGGAUCCUUUGUCACUGCUUCUAUUCCUUAUUUGUGUGGAGGAUCUCUCGACAUUUACGAAGUCAUCGAUGCACGCUAAUUGCCUCCAUGGCCUGGUACUAGCUCCGGGAACUCUCAUUAUCUCCCACAUUAUUUCACCGAUGAUAUUAUUUUCUUUAGUAGGGCUAUUUUGCACUAAGGACAUUUUUAAAGAAUACGAGGAGGACUCUCACCAAUUGGUGAACUUUUAAAAGUUUCAAGUAUCUUUCAGCGAGAACAUGAAUCCGCAUCAUAAGCUAUUAGCUAUUGGUUAGUGAAGCGCUUAAUAUGAAGAUUGAAGACGGUGGAGAAGCUACCACCUUUCACCACCACCUACAACAAUUUACCAAACUAUAUUAGGAUAGUAUAUGAUGACUCGAUAUUUGCACAUGUUUUCCCCUUUGUUUCUUGAUCGUUUAAGCUUGCAUUAUCGCUUCUUUGGCCUAUUUUACGCUAGGUUGUGUUCCUUUGUUACAUUUCAGGUCCUAGCACAUAAAGUGAAGCAUAGGCGCAAGUUUCAAGUCAAUCAGAGAUCAAUUGGCGAUUCGGGAGAAGAAACUCGGGCAUGACCUGAAGAAGAAUGGAUUUCUACCUCACUUAAUGGACAAAUAAUCAUGAAAGCUUGUCAUGAAAAGAAGGAGGACGAGACUACGAGCGUCUGGGAUCAAACGGCAACUGAUUCGGAGUCCGGACGAGGGAGAAACGAAGCAUUGAAUAUAGGGGAACAUGUUCG